AUGGAUAACGCUUCUGUCAUUGAAAAUUCCUACCUUGCAAUUGAACUAACCAGUCCUAGAGAGAUUCAGAGAAUAUGUUCCAAAUUUGCACAUUGGAGAGUGAUUCUUCAGGAUGAAUUUGUUCACACCUUGGCUACAAAGCAAUGUGUGUCCAACAUUUUUGUGGGAAGUUCAAAUUAUGUAAAGCUACAGUGUUGUCAUUGCAAAUCUAUUCCAGAUGAGCCUGCACUAUGCUUGCUGUGUGGCAAAUUAUGUUCUCCAAGCUGGAAAUAUUGUUGCAGAGAGAACAGUUGCUUAGAGCAUGCAAUGACCUGUGGUGCUGGUGUUGGUGUAUUUCUGUUGGUCAGGAAGACUACAAUAUUAUUACUAGGAUCUGUGCGUCUGGCAGCACGCCAUCUCCAUGUUGGAUGCCCUAUGGAGAGGGUAACAACUAUUAGUUCAGUUAUACUUUAA
This is a messenger RNA of Dioscorea cayenensis subsp. rotundata (Guinea yam), 453 nucleotides long. Its product is annotated as E3 ubiquitin-protein ligase UBR3-like. Gene Ontology annotation, molecular function: ubiquitin protein ligase activity. Gene Ontology annotation, cellular component: cytoplasm; ubiquitin ligase complex. The transcript has 4 exons. The coding region runs from base 1 to 453 and encodes 150 amino acids. The record is from RefSeq and is a predicted model, not a curated record. Gene Ontology annotation, biological process: protein ubiquitination; ubiquitin-dependent protein catabolic process via the N-end rule pathway. Lineage: Eukaryota; Viridiplantae; Streptophyta; Magnoliopsida; Dioscoreales; Dioscoreaceae.